AUGGCCGAGGCAAUGAAGAACGAUACUACUACUAUCAAUAACAUGAUGAACACGCCCAUAGAAAACGCGGCCAACAACAACAUCAACAAACCCAAGAUGCCAAUCAUCUUCAACAACCUCAAUGACGCCGUUGCCGUCUUGCUUGCUACUCUUGUGGCCAUGUCCAUGGAGAAGAAAGGACAGCAAGUGAAAGGACGAAAGGUGAUCAUGUUCCAGCCUCACCACAAGAAUGUCGAUGGUGACAUGGUGUGCGUUGGCGGUGCCGAAUUCCCGCUAUACAACACCAUCAGCACUCCAGCUCAAGUUGCUGCACGACGAUUCGUGAAGGCUGUCCGCCCACUCAAGGCAGCCACCACCGUCGUCAAGGUGACCAUGUUCCAGCCUCACCACAAGAAUGUCGAUGGCGACACAGUGUGCGUUGGCGGUGCCGAAUUCCCGCUAUACAACACCAUCAGCACUCCAGCUCAAGUCGCGGCACGACGACUUGUCAAGGCUGUCCGCCCACUCAAGGCAGCCACCACCACCACCGUCGUCGUCGAGACUGUUGUAGAGGACGACAAUGACAUUGAAGAUGAGAAGAUGGUGAAGACUUCUUCUGCCGCUGAUGCAUACGGCCCUGGUGCAAUUGUCCUUUACAUUGCUCCCAGUACCACCGUCAACGACCAGGAGAAUGUCGUCGCUGACCAACAACAACAACAAGUCAAGGCUGUCCGCCCACUCAAGGCAGCCACCGCCACUUCCACUGUCGUAGUCGAGACUGUCGUAGAGGACGACGACGAUGACGAGGAGGACACCGUCUACGCUGACCUGCUUUGGCAAGGCCCCAACCCCUACAUUGUCGUGAACCAACCAGUCGUCGAUAUCCGGGUUUUUGAUUUCACCCUGGGUGGGAUCUACAAGGCUCGACGGACUGACAGAACUGACGAAAAAAAGAAAGAUCGCAGUCGUGUUGACGCUGACGACAAAUGGAAGCAACACUAUGGCGACAUUACUAAAGGCUUGUUGACGACGGAGCGAAAGACCAACAAGAAGGGAUACACAGCAUUCUACAAUCCACAUGCACAAAUUGCCUUUUAUGAAGAUGAAGGCGAUCUCAUGGACAAGAGGCGCCACUUUCUCGAUGUGAUCGAACCGGCUAGAGAGAAGAACAAUAAAGAUUGGAGAGACUUUGUACUAGCUGCAUAUGACUCUCUUCCCGAAGAUCAGAAGUCCAACAACUGGUACAGCCAAGUCAAGCACGAGGCAACGAAACGCACCCAGCAGGAAGCAGACGACGACAUGGCCCAGCUCAUUGAGGCGUAUGGAGAAGAGCAACUGGCCAACUGGAAGCGAGACGAUGCCGCCAAACGCCGAGUCAUUGUGAAGGUUGCCGCGCCACCACAAGUCGUCGAGGAGAACGUGCCUGAAGACAUGGACGUGGACGACGAAGAGGAACAACAACACGAGCCAGUCGUAGUCGAGACUGUUGUAGAGGACGACGACGACGAUGACAUGGCAGAUGAGAAGAUGACGAAAACUUCUUCUGCCACUGAUGCCUACGGCCCUGGUGCAAUUGUCCUUUACAUUGCUCCCAUCGUCCAAAAACCACCACAACCUGUCGAGACUGAGGAAGAGAACGACCAACAACAACAAGUGGUGAUUGAGGAUUUCGAAGACGAUGAUGACUUCUCGCUUCCUUCUCUGACUGAUGAACAGGAGGCGUUCCUUGCUCGAGAACUUGCAAAGUAUCUCCAACAACAACAAAAGGAGCCAGUUGUCGUGGAGACUGUUGAAGAGGACGACGACGAAGUGGAAGUCGAGAAGAUGGCAUCACACGAUGAUGGCUAUGGCCCUGGUGCGAUUGUAGUGUACAUGGGCAGCGACAAUUUCAACGAAGAGCAAGGCAAGCCUGAAGUAGAGAUGCCAACACACAUUGAUGAACAACCAUCGGCAGAGGGCGACGCCGAUCAACAACCACCAAUGGCAGACGAGGCGCAACCUGCCCCACGCCGGUCGACACGACCCAGUGCGGCCAAGGCCAGUCGGAAGAUUGCAGAACAGGCGGAAUCCCGACGACGAGUGGCCAAAAAAACCAAGGCGACUGCAAACAAGCGAUCGACUUCUACAACACCCAAGGCGACCGCAAACAAGCGGUCGACUUCUACAACACCCAAGGCGACGACAACCAAACCGUCGACCACUACAACUCCCACAACAGUGCGGCGGACACUUCGAUCCGGGCGCCAGGUUUCUUCUUAUAGGCCUCCACUUGGAGAAGAGCUACUGACACUUUCUCUCUUUGCAUCCUCACCCAUUCUUCAAUCUAUUGCUUGCAGGCCUCCACUUGGUGACGACAAAACACAACCAAGUCCUGGCCAGGCACAAGGCUUCCACUUGGAAAUGACACAACCAGCAGCAAGUCCUGGCCAGGCACAAGGCUUCCACUUGGAAAUGACACAACCAGCAGCAAGUCCUGGCCAGGCACAAGGAUGA
Messenger RNA from Seminavis robusta, 2472 nucleotides. The record is from the annotation of a GenBank genome assembly. NCBI's taxonomy places the organism in Eukaryota, Bacillariophyta, Bacillariophyceae, Naviculales, Naviculaceae.